CAUUCUCCGUCUGAAUAAAUUCAAAUCGCCCGGAGGCAUUCGCGCGGCGAGGUCAUCUGUGGUGCAACCUAGCCGCCACCCCCUUACAUUUACAUACUGGAUCGUCCUGUCAUCGGAUUAAGCGUUCGUACCUGGAGAGACUACUUCGCGCAACAAUCUGUGGAUUUUCAAACCUCAGUAUCUCGAGCUGCCGCUAGGAGGCGCUGUCAAUCAUGGAAGGCCGAACGAUGUGCUGCGGUCUGCUGAGUCUUCGGGCCGGGGCAUUCUGGGUAGCGAUUGUCUACACGGUCUUGACACUCCUGAACCUAGCUUACUGGGUAACUUACCUGGUUCACCUCGGAGCUGACGGUAUGAGUGGUGUAGGCGUGGCGUUCACCAUUCUCGGCACCAUCUUCUGUUUCCUGCUACUUAUUGGACUGUGUACGUAUAAGACCGGGCUGUGUAUGGCGUGGAUGGGCGUGGCUGCCGUCAACCUGGUGGCAGACUUCGUGGUCUCCAUUUUGCUGACUCACUUCGUGGUCUGGUGGCCGUUCUGGUAUGAGAAAGGUAUCGAGCAGGCGUUCCCCGGUCCGAUCUACGGUCUGCAGCGUUGGAUGUACCUGUUUCCCAAAUGGCUCAUCCUGUUUCUCUCAGUGGUCUUCCUGAUCUACGGUGCAAUCGUGAUCACAUCUCACGGCAAAGAAAUGAACACGAAGACGUACAAGCCGAGGGGUAACUCACGUGCAUGAGGGGAGUCCUGAUCAAAUAUGC
This is a messenger RNA of Branchiostoma floridae (Florida lancelet), 750 nucleotides long. RefSeq lists its product as uncharacterized. Bases 213 to 728 code for a protein of 171 amino acids. NCBI's taxonomy places the organism in Eukaryota, Metazoa, Chordata, Leptocardii, Amphioxiformes, Branchiostomatidae. The record is from RefSeq and is a predicted model, not a curated record. The transcript is spliced from 8 exons.